Molecule: messenger RNA, 639 nt
Organism: Penicillium lagena
Lineage: Eukaryota; Fungi; Ascomycota; Eurotiomycetes; Eurotiales; Aspergillaceae
Exons: 5
Coding region: 1-639 (212 amino acids)
Source: RefSeq, a predicted model, not a curated record
AUGCCUGCUUCUACGCAUCCUGUUCUGCCCGACGAUGAAAGCGACGCAAGCUCAGGCCUGCCAGAGAUCUUCUUAAACAACGUUUCCGACUCUGAUUCCUCCACCGCGCCUAGCGACUUCGACGCUAGUAGCGAAUGCGAGUCCGAGUCCGACGAUGAGUCCGAAGAUGAACUGGCACUGGAAGAUGAAGAGGAGCAACUGUCACCAGAAUACUACCUCUGGGAGGCCGAGUCUCUUGAUGUCUCCCAGCUCCGACAGAAACGCUACAGUCCGAAAGCGUUCUGUAAAGGUGCAAAGCGCGACCUGGUAGAACGUUUGUCUAGGCUCUCUGAUACCGAGGAGAAGCGAUGGGGAAAGGAUGGAGGUCGUACCCCGGGAGUGAAGACUAAGAGCUCACUCGACGUAUUCUGGAAGUGGUGGCAUCUGAUUUAUAAGGCCGAGAUUGGACAUGGCCUUAGCAAAGAUAUCCAAGUUAAGAUUCAUGAUGUGCUCGCGAUAGUUGCGAUAGAAAAGAAACUUUCCUUCAAAAAACGCCCGAAAGUGACCAUGUUUGUUAAGGAUGUUGCUGAGUUUGCGCGAGUGAUCCUAUCCACGAUAGAGAUGACUUUUCCCUAUGCCGUCCUAGCAAGCUACUACUAA